AUGGGGCUUUCCCGGGGACUGGCGUACCCUGACAACCAAGUCUUCAAGUUGGCUGCCAACCCCAAGCCUGUCGCCCACUUCCUGGAGGCCAAGGAGGCUGGCAUUGUGACCCGCCCCGUCGUCCUGGGUCCCAUCUCCUUCCUGCCUCUUGGUAAGGCUGACCGUGGCCAGACACUUGAGCCAAUCAGCAAGCUGGAGGACCUUCUGCCUCUCUACAUCGACGAGCCCGUCCUCGUCUUCGACCUCGCUCUCAAGGUCAAGGCUGCUUUCAAGCCUGCUUACGAGAAGCUGGGCAGCCUUGGUGCUCAGGGCCCCUAUCUGACCCUAGCAACCUACUUCCUUGACAUUGUUCAUAAGAUUGAUGUUCUCCCUGCCUACAUAGCCUUCACGGCAUCCACGUCGACCUACUGGGUAAGGACCGUGUCCUCUAGCUCCCUCCUUCACGCCCCCCACACUCUGGCCUCCGAGAAGAACCUCAACCCCGAGGUCCGUGACUGGUUUAGCUUCGCUGUCGAGAAGCUCGAUGAGGUUGUUACGAUCGCUAAGGCUGUUACUAACGGUCCCGCUGCUAUUGCUAUCCGCGAGCAGCUCGAGGCCAACGCCAAGUCCGUUCAGGCGCGUGCCUCGUCUAAGCGCACUAACGAUCCCGCUGUUAAGGCCCGCCAGGAGGCUAUCACUCCCGAGAUGCACACCCGCAAGUCUCCCUUCCCCUCUCGCAUUACGGAGCAGACCAAGCAUAUCCAACUACCUAAGGCGAGAUCACCGCCGAGGAGUAUACGAAGUUUAUCGAAUCAGAGAUCGCCGAGGUUAUCAAGAUUGAGGAGGAGCUUGAUCUUGAUAUCUUCGUCCACGGUGAGCCCAAGCGUAACGACAUUGUCCAGUACUUCGGUGAGCGUUUUACUGUACGUCUUUACUGAGAAGGCUUGGGUCCAGUCUUACGGCUCCCGCUGCGUGCGUCCCCCGAUCAUCGUCGGUGACAUCUCUCGUCCCGCUCCUAUGACCGUUAAGGAGCCUAAGUACGCCGUGUCUAUCUCCAAGAAGCCUAUGAAGGGCAUGUUGACUGGUCCUAUCACCUGCCUACGGUGGUCUUUCCCCCGUGACGAUGUCCACCAGUCUGUCCAGGCUCAGCAGCUUGCUCUCGCUCUACGCGACGAGGUUAUUGACCUUGAGGCCGCUGGUGUCAAGGUCAUCCAGGUCGACGAGCCUGCUCCCCGUGAGGGUCUCCCUCUCCGUGUCGGUACCGAGCGCGAGAAGUAUAUUAAGUGGGCUGUCAAGUCUUUCCGUCUGUCCACUGCUGGUGUGGCCGAUAGCACUCAGAUCCACUCCCACUUCUGUUACUCUGAGUUCCAGGACUCCUUCCAUGCUAUUGCUGCCCUAGACACCGACGUGCUGUCCAUCGAGAACACCAAGUCCGAUGCCAAGCUUCUCAAGGUCUUUCUUGACCCGAAGUUCCCUGCUCACAUCGGUCCGGGUAUUUGGGAUAUCCACAGUCCGCGUGUCCCCAGCAAGGAGGAGAUGAUCGGUCGCAUUGAGGAGAUGCUGCAGUUUCUCAGCCCCGACCAACCUUGUCACCGCUGCCAAGCACUUCCGCCAGAAGCGGCAUUCUCAACCUGCCGCCUCCGAGCACGGGGAAUUGUUCUAUUUUCUGAUGAGUUACGACUAUGA
This is a messenger RNA of Penicillium egyptiacum, 1665 nucleotides long. Lineage: Eukaryota; Fungi; Ascomycota; Eurotiomycetes; Eurotiales; Aspergillaceae. The record is from the annotation of a GenBank genome assembly.